AUGCUGGGACAAACGCUCAUCAAGAAGGGUCAUCGGCAAAAUCACCAAAUGACUGCUGUCCGAAAAAACCCUCUCAGGAUCAACAAUCCCAAUAAUGUACCCUCAAUACUGACCAGAGAUACGAAUAUUGUUACCGACACAAGUCCUCUUCAGAACACAAGUCAUUCAAUUUUAAUUGGAAAUAGUAUUAAUUUUAAUAAUAGUAAUAGCAACGUCAUCAUCAGCUCGACAACUCCCCAGCAUGGUCAACAAAAGAAAACGAGCCUUAAUAUUUCAACCGUUGAUUUGGAUUUAACUUUACGCUCUUCAUCCUCAACAUUUGAGUUGAUUGAUGGGCGAAAAAACAAUGUCAAAGAGAAUCUUCAUGGAGACAUUUUUGCUCACGAAGAAGAAACGGUUUGGGACGAUGAGGUAGUCACAAGAAAACCUCCAUCACAAACAUCCACUCUUCAACAAUUGCAAUCAUCACAAAAUACUAACUCAAACAAUACUAUUAGAAGCUCAAAGCAGUUCAGUUCAUCCCUUAUUAACAGUUCAAAUAUCACUCCUUCCAACAGCAAUUCAUUUUCUCCCAAGGCUUCCUUGCUUACAAGAAAGUCGAGCAGCACGUCAUUUCCAGCCAUCAACGGUUCGUCUGCCAUGAGGCAAUCCAUCACGUCGGUCAACAAAUUCACUUCUCUCACUCCUUCUAUUCCUACUGCUUCCCCGUCUGCCAUUAAAACCCCUUCUCCAACAUCAUUUGAAAUUAUUGAUACAGUGCCGUCUGUAUCUCGCCCCGCCUCUGUGUGCAGCAACCAUUCAACAGAUAAUCACCAAAAGGAAGACCGACCUUUUUUUCCGUCACCCCUUAAUACUGCCACCGAUCGAUUCGUUUCAACGAACCGAGAGAAUGUAAAGAACCAUGUGCAAAUUUAUGGAAACUCUGAAGUGUCUACACAACAAGAACUCACAAACACAACUCCACUCUCUAUUCAACCACCCUCUUCUUCAACUUCUUCUCGAAUACCCUCCAAAAUCAAAAAAACAUCGUCACCACUAUCUGUUCAAGAAAUUAACAUGUUAACUCAGUUCAAAGUUAAGAAAUCAUCCACCAAAUCGCCACAACCUGUUCUUCAUCCUCUACAUGGAAAACGGCCACUCAAAGUUCCCCUUACGCGGCCAACCGAGAGUAACAGCACAACAGAAUCUGAAAAUGCUGUUAUUUCAAGUGCUACCACAUCGCCUGCCUCCCCAAUCACAACAGCAACUACUUUCCUGAACAAUGCAGAACAAACUGUCUCGCAAUCAAAUCAACAUAUCAUGAUCACACACCAAGCAGGUCUUGUUCCUCGAAGUGUUCAUCAUUUUUCUGACGGUUUGCCUUCAUCCCCUCAAACUCCAACUGAUACAGGACAAAGCUCCACCUCAGUUCUCUCUCAACCAGAAAAAACCAAAACCCCUCUUAUUAUCUCUAAGAAGACAGGUUCACAAUUAAUUGAGCAAGAUCAACCGAAGGGCGAGAACAAUGAGCCCGUGACCAAGGAGAAGCUGAAAGAAAUUACAUUGAUCGACGUUUAUCCCAAUGGCUUUGAUACCUCCAACAAGAAAAUCAAGUAUCAACAUUCUUCUGAUCAGGAAUUGACGUAUACUGAUGUUGUUAAUGAGAUUAAAACACUCAACAGCAGGGUUGCUUUGUUGAAGAGGGAAGAAAAUGGAAAGAAAAAUAGCUUCAAAAAUCUCUAUAAUUUCCAGAACAAUCAACCAGCCAUGGAGGAAAUUAAUAGGUUUGAGGUUGAAAAGAUGGAAAAGAGAAUCAAACAUCUGAAAUACUAUAGGAAAAUUCUAAAGAGUGGAUUAUCUGGAUGGGCAGAAUAUAAGAAUGAAAGAGACUCCUAUGUAGCAUCAAGGAGAAACAGUUUUGCUGAGGAGGGUUUUCCAAACGUAGAACUAUCAAAAGAGGAAGAAGAGGUAGAAAUUAAACGUUUCGAUGAUGAAUAUAGAAGGUUCAAACAGCGUCUAAACCCAGAAAUUUCCACAAAAUUCUCCAAAGCUGUUGAGAAGGUGGAUCCUCAAUCUGUGGCCUCUUCACUUCUUGAAAACAUGCUUUCGCAUCGAUCUGAUAAGAUUAAAACCGAGGAAGAUAAGGCAGUUGAGAAGGAAAAACUCACAGCCGAAAUUACAAGAUGGAAGCAACGAUGGUCUCCAGCAAACACUCCAAAAAGAUCUACACAACUUUCUUCCUCGCCAAAAUCGUUCACAGAGUUUAAUUCUUCCUCAGAUAACUCGAUAUUUUCUGAUUCUGAAGGUGAUGAGGAUGAGUCAGAAACUGCUUCAGAGAGUGAAAAAGACGAUACUGAAGAUGAUAACGAUUUUGAAAUUGUGAUCAUUAAUGAUUUAGAGCUUCAAGAUGAAGAUGGUUUCUUUUUAACGUCGACAUUUUCUGACACAUAUAACGAGACAAUGUUUAACCAAGUUGAUUCCAGAAAGUUGUUGAAAGCAAUCGUUGACGCUUCUAGAAAAGAGAUCAAGACUACUCUUACAAAACCAUCGUUGAUGCAAUCCAAACAACAAGUGGGGGUAACACCUCUCAUUCUUACACCAAGCAUAUCUGUACCAAAAAAAGAGAACGACAACUACAAAGUGUUGCCACGCCUCUCACCAAAACAUAAUUCUGGAACAAACUUUGAUUUUACCACUUCGUCCUCAUUAAGCAGCAAUGUCGACGAAAUUUUUGAAAUGAAAGUGAAUGUAAGAGAAUCGAGAGUGAUUUCUGCAAAUAAUUUUUCUAGGUAUCGUGGAAAGGAAAUUGAGGAAAACAUUACUGUCUCUGACAAUCAAAAAUUCACAUCUUUGGAACCUCCGUCUCAGCGAGAGCUUGGUUUACAAAGAGCUCCUUCUCCUUCUGAGCUUGUACGAAGAUCAAGAGAGGUUGCUAUCAGUAACGAAAGUAGCCGUCUCAAGCAGUCCUCAUUCAAUCUCACCGAAGAUGAUCAUUUAGGUUCGUCAGCGGUCAUGACUUGUACCGAUCAUGUACUCAAUGAAUCUUCAUCCCUCGCCGAAAGUACGGAGCAAAACGGAACCAUUGAUUGGAAAAAGGAAGCAGGUAUGAUGCAACAAAAGAGAAGAACGAGUGUGUAUGAAACGGGAAAGGAUGAAGAUGAUAUGGUUCUUAUGAACGACGAAGAAAAAACAAAAAGAGCUGAAGACGAGGAUGAAAUGAUGACGAAGUCUCUAGUUGCACUUGAUGAUGAUUUGAAUUCCCCUCAACAAACAACAAUGGCUGACUCUGACAAGCAAAAGUUCCAGUUUAAUCAACUGUUGCAGCAUUUGAAUUCUGAAGUAGAGUACAACGAAAAAACUAAAAAGAAGAAGAAGAAACACAAGAGACAUGCCAGCAAGAUAACAGACACAGUGGGCACUGUUGAAUCAAGACCAGACACUCCCACCCACACUCGUCAAGACCAAGACAUUAUUGAAGAAGAUCCCAACAUGACAAUAACCUCGGAUCAACAACAAUUGUUUCAACUGCCACCUGACGGAUCCAAGAAGCUUAUUAUUGAACUUGAUGAAUUACUUGGUAUUGGAGCUCAUGGAAAAGUUUUCAAAGGCUUCAUUCCGAACUACAUGACAAACACAAAGGAUCCUGUUGCUAUUAAGAAACUUAGUGUAAAGGCAGGAAGGUUUUCGAAAAAGUUUAUCAAGUUAGAGGUGGAUAUUUUGAAACAACUCUAUCAUCCAUACUUGGUUCAAUAUAUAGGAUGCAAAUACAAUCCCAAAAUGAAAGAGUAUAGCAUUGUUUUAGAAUAUGUAGAUGGAGGAACUCUUGAACAAUACGUUAAAAACAAUGGUCCGCUCGAUGAGGUAACAGUAAGCGCAAUUGUGUCGCAAGUGCUCAUGGGUCUUGAAUAUUUGCACAGUAAGAGAAUUAUACAUCGAGAUUUAAAACCAGGAAAUAUCUUAAUUAGCAGCAAAGGUUGUGUUAAAAUCACUGAUUUUGGUGUGAGUGCACAAUUGCUAAAUCUUGAAGCUAUUCGAACCUCAACGGUUGGUACGCCUCAUUACACUGCACCCGAGGUUAUUUCAGUUCAACCCUACAGUUUUACCGCUGAUAUUUGGUCACUUGGUUGCGUGAUGCAUGAAUUACUUUUUGGAAAACGACCAUACAAUGAGUUUAAUCAAGUUGCUGCCAUGUAUCACAUGGUUCAAGAUGAUAAACCUCCCAUUCCACAACCCAACAACUUGAGCCCCAUUUGCCUUGAUUUUAUUAACAAAUGCUGGACCAAGGAUUGGAAACAACGUCCUGGGGCUCGAGAGCUGCAAUCCCACCCAUUCAUCAAUCACAGUGUUCCUGUUAUCGAGAAAUUUCUCAAUCUUAAUAAUGGUCGAAAAUCUGUGAUACUACAAGCAACGUCGAACUUGACAAAGGAUUCACAAGCCAAUGAAUGA
Messenger RNA from Naegleria fowleri, 4425 nucleotides. RefSeq lists its product as uncharacterized. The transcript is spliced from 2 exons. The coding region runs from base 1 to 4425 and encodes 1474 amino acids. NCBI's taxonomy places the organism in Eukaryota, Heterolobosea, Eutetramitea, Acrasida, Naegleriidae. The record is from RefSeq and is a predicted model, not a curated record. Gene Ontology annotation, biological process: protein phosphorylation. Gene Ontology annotation, cellular component: cytoplasm. Gene Ontology annotation, molecular function: ATP binding; protein serine/threonine kinase activity.